This is a messenger RNA of Trifolium pratense (red clover), 573 nucleotides long. RefSeq names its product cytochrome b-c1 complex subunit 8-2, mitochondrial-like. The coding region runs from base 110 to 328 and encodes 72 amino acids. The record is from RefSeq and is a predicted model, not a curated record. Gene Ontology annotation, biological process: mitochondrial electron transport, ubiquinol to cytochrome c. The transcript is spliced from 2 exons. Lineage: Eukaryota; Viridiplantae; Streptophyta; Magnoliopsida; Fabales; Fabaceae.
AGGGUAUUGUUUCCAUUCCAUUCCAUUUCGCAUUCUCAUUCUCUUUCUCGUUCAUUCAUUCAUUCGUUAGCGUCGUUUGUUGAAUCCAAUCCAAUCGAAGAAGAAGAAAAUGGGGAAAAACAUUGUUCCAGUGAAAUCUGUUGUGUAUGCUCUUUCUCCUUUCCAGCAGAAAAUCAUGUCCGGUUUAUGGAAGGAUUUACCUACCAAAAUUCAUCACAAGGUUUCUGAAAAUUGGAUCAGCGCUCUUCUUUUGAUUACUCCCGUCGUCGGAACCUACUCGUAUGCUAUGCACUAUGUGGAACAGGAGAAGCUGCACCACAGGUACUGAGCUCAUACGAGGAUCGAUUGGAUAAUCUACAAGUUUCCUGUCCUUAAUUUUGUUCAGCUAGUCAAUAAUGUGACAUUGGUCAAACUAGCUCUUGCUCUUUGGUUGAGAUAUGAGUCUUAGCUGUUUCUAUACUAUGAUGGUUUGAAUUGGUAGUUUUCUUCAUUUUAUAUGUUAUAAAAGAUAAUAUUUGUCCUGUCAAUAAUGUUGUGAUGAGUGUCAAAAUGAAAAUGAAUUGUUAUGUUUAA